UACAUGUCACAAAUAUUUUUUGAAAAAUUUUUGGUUGUGUAACAUUUUCGGAAAGUUGAAUAAGUUAUGAUAUGCAUAGAAAGUACAAGAAAGGUGACCCACCUAAUAAGAAUACCGAACAUAAACAAACCUUGAAAUGCAUGAAUAAAAGUGAUGAAAAGAGAUCAUCAGCUACAGGAACAAAUGGAAAUUACAUCAGGACUAAAAAUAGGACAUCAAAAGAUAAAGUUGAAAAGAAUAGACACCACAAGCAUAUACCGAAUGAAAAAAGUAGAAAACACGAUAUAUUCGAACAACAAAUUCCGAAGGGUAAGAAAAUAUCCGAAUUAGAAUAUAUAGACUUGAAGGAUAUCAAAUCAAAGGAUAAAUGCAAGAAAACAAAACGUAAGGACCGUGAGAGCGUUUUCACUAACAUUGAGAACUAUCUAAAAAGUUUGAGUGGAACUCCAGAAAUUCAAAAUCGUAGGUCACGGUCCUCAGAACACUACAAUGUUAAAAAUAAAAAUAGACACGCCCUUCGUCGAGAAAAGACCAUUCACGUUGAAAAGGCAAAAGAAAAUUCCACGAAUCUGCAACAGAGGAAAGAAACGUAUAGCCGCCACGAGCAGAAAAACAUACGGCCAAUGAGUGAUAAAAGAUCAAGAAGGCAUGAUAGUGGAGAUAAACAGUUAUUUUACUGUCAUAUUGAAACGAGUAGCCCUUUUCAGCCUAAAGAAAGACAGUUCGAAGCCAUAUCCCAAAAUGCGCACAGCAAGAAACACAGAGUAAGAAACAGUCCUCCAGAUGAUCAGAAAGGUAUUUCCAGUAAAGCUGCGUGCAAAAAAUAUAAAGGGGAUGGCGGUGAAAUCAUUGAUGUAAAAAAUUCUCUCGUACCAGAAAUGGUGAAGGUAAAUGUUCACAAAAGGAAAAAAUCAAAAACAAGCAUCGUAGAUGAAUUUCAAGCAGUGCCAGUCCUUGAAGUUAAAUCUAGCUAUGAGCAUAAGAAACAUAAAAGUCACAAAAAAACUAGUGAAGAUAUGAGAAGCCGAUCAAGACGGAAAAAAUCGUCUAUCGAAAAUAAUAAAGAAAUAUCACAUUCGUCACAAAGUCAGUUCCAAGAAAAAAUAGAGGAUGAUCUCAAAAGUUACUUCAUCAGAAUACAAAAUCUUAUUGACAAAAAACUUGAAACAAUUCUUCAUGCAAAUACAAGUAUAAACAAAGUGAAAGACACUAACGCGGAUGUCACGUGUGAAAAAACAGAAAAUACAAAAUUGAGAAUGGAGAGCAGAAAAAAACCUCGUGACCAGCAGAUGAAGGAAAAGAAGAGUUCUAGUAGAGACAAAUACAAUAAAGAAGAUAUACGUGACACUGAUAAGGGUCAUAGACAGAGAGAUGCGCGAAAUCCAGAGCAAAAACCUCCGAGACAAAAAACAAAAAGUCGACAUCGUGAAUCAUCCACUCAUAAGAUCACUCUUGAAAGUAAGCAAUUUGAGGAAAAUAUCAAUAAUCGCAUUCCCACAGAAUCAAAAAGAAAACGCGAUAGUCCUAUUCGCAGUUCUUCCGGUAAACGUCGUGAUCAUGGACGGAGCUCAUCAAAAACCUCAAAACCCGAAGUACCUCAAAGCCAAAGGGCACCAUUGGCAAGGAACAACUCCCCAAACGACACCAAAAGAGCGAAGCAUUCAUCACCUCCGAAGAAACAUGAAGAAACACGUCAUACAGCUCCAGUUAAACAACAUUCAAUAUCUCAGCAGGGCCACUCUAUGGUGCCAAAAAAUGAAAAACACGAAAAAUCAGAGAGAUCCAAAGAUGAACUGAAAGUAUUGAAGAGAGAAAGAAAAAACAAACCUCGCAUUCCAGCAGUUCCAAUAGAAGAAAGUGAUUUUCCAAAAGCAAGAUGUGAUAAUUUUCGGGUUGAAGGGAUUGAACCACCAAAUUUGGAAAGCGGCAAGGCUUUGAGGGAUAAAAGUCGAAAGUUGGAAUGUAAAACAGUGUCUAUAAUAGGAAUACCUUCUCAGAUGAGAGACUAUACAAAAUAUUCAACUGGUUUGGAAGAAGCACUUGAGAGAAAGAAGAAAACGAAACGAUUCAAGCUAUAUUAUAAAUAUUCAGUCGACGGAACUAACUGCACCCCUUCAAAUAACGUUCAUUCAUCAGGAGAUAAGAGUAUUGUUAGUGAGUGUUGCAAAUUCAUUUCAGAUAAUUCAGAAGAUUACUCAAAAGACACAGUGAAAGAAGCAUUAGAACAUGAACCGACGAAUGAACCUGUGUUAAAGAAAGAUAAUUCAAUCGGUAAAAACCUCGGUAUCCAAACUAUCAAUACUAAUUUGAAGUCCGUUCAACAAAUAACAACUGAAUAUUCCGCAUCUUUGUCUCCAGAAGUGCAAUGCAAAUAUUUCAAAGCUAAAGAUCUAGUCAGCAGUAGUUCCGAGUGUAGUAUGAAAUCAAAGAUGGAAUGUGGUGAUACAACUCGACUCCCUGAAAAACUUUUCGGUAACGAUAAUCCGCCUGAUAUGAAGCCCAGACAAUUUCAUGACUAUGAAUAUUGGGGAAGUGAGACUGGAGCCAAAGGAAAUAACAAUCCGAGAUACUUUCUACCUGAUCCUAUGUUUAGGUACGAUCAUAUUUACAAGAAUAGAAACUAUCAAUCCACAAAUCUAGCAUCUAAAUCUGACAUUCAUUUAUCAUAUAACUCUCUGGUUUCAACUAAGGAUCCAACAAAAACUAGUACGUUCAGUGAUCAAGUAAGUUACAUCGAAUAUUCACGCAGGAAUAAUACGAUAUUUGAUGAAUCGAACAUUUACAACAGUCCUUCAACUUCGAGAAGAAACAACUUAUUCCAAGAGCAAAAAGUUUACAAUCACACCAAGAUGUCUACAGAGGAAUAUGAUGCGAGAAUUGAAGAACUUCUGAACAGAAAAAUUUUCGCUAAACUAGAAAAAAUUCAGUGUGAAGCCCCACAAAGGUUGGACUAUUUUUCGAAGCACUGGUGUUCGCCUGCGAUUUUCUGUACAAAUAUGAGCAAGGAAGAAAUAAAGGAAGAACCUGUUUGCCAAAACCAUAUGGAUUAUUGGAAUGGACUUGUUCAAAAAGUAGACGAGUACUCAAGUACUCCAGUGAUGGCUAUCACCAAUUAUCAUAAAACCUUUGUAAAUAAAGAAGUGUUGGCUAAAUCACAGAAAAAGUAUAAUGAAUGUGGUUCUAGUGUACAAAAGUCAGAUUAUUGGAAAAAAAUCGAUAAAUCCACGUUUUUUUCCCAAGAAAAUUUACUGAACUCACAGGAAAAAUCAACAUUAAGAAAAGAAGAUCCUGUGGAUAUGAUGACUCAAAAAUUCGAAACUUGUGAUGUGGGCACCGAAAUAAACUUAGCUAAAAAAACUGUUGCUGAAGGAAGUUCAACCAUAGAAAUCGGUGUUGAGGUGAAUGAAGAAACAAGUAUCAUAAUGAAAAAAGUUGAUAUGGGAGUGGAUGUGAAGGAAGCUAAUGAUACCGCAGAAGUAGUAGUGAACAAUCCGGAAGUAAUAGCUGCAGAAAUGAGCAAUGUUAUUCAGCCGAAAAAACGAGGUAAAGAAAAAAGUAUCUUGACAAACAAACAAAGUGAACAUGUUAAACCGACACCAAAUCCUACGAAAUACAAAAGACAAGAAAGUGAUAUUGCACAAGAUAAAUCCAAGCCGCCAAUACCUUACAAAGAGAUGAAAUAUGACGGCAAGAUGAAUCAGUUUGAUGAGAAAACAAUUUGGACUGAAAAAAAGACUGAUGUUAGUAAAGUUCCCAUACGAAAGCUAAAAAAUAAUGCUCCUGAUUCAAAGCCAAAGUCUAGCAAAGCACCUAACAAUGUCUGCGACAUUAGUGCUUGUAAAUCAGUUGUUAGAAAAUCUCUCGAUGUUAAUGAUGCUCGAAUUCAAAAUUGUGGAAAACAAUUGCGAACCGAGUCCCGUUACAGCAGUAAAAGAAGUGCUACUGCUCAUACAUUUGUCAGACAAAAACCACAAAUAAAUGAAACCAAAUGGUAUCAUUCAUCAAGUGGGAAAAGCGGUAAGUUCAACAGCUUGAAAAAAUCCCAAUCCGAAAUAAGUUUCAGAAACCUGAACUUGAACACCGAAGAAAGUCAGAUCACCAGUUUGGUGUGUAUGCGCAAGUUUCUGAAUGAUACUAAAGGUGAUGUUAGUUCAAAGUCGAAUGCCCAAUCUUUGGAUCGUUAUUUUGGAAAAUCAAUCAGUAGCGAUGCCCACACCAGCACCUUCUUUCUAACUAAGGACUACAAAACUGCUGACGUGAGUUCAUAUCACAAAAGAAAAAUUUAUGAUGAAAUUAUCAGGAAAAAGAUGAAGAAAAGAGGGAAGGUGCAAAACAAAAGCUUAGCCCCACAGGUGUUCGAAGUGAGAUUUUUAACAGUGGAUAAUUUUCAGAGUAGACCAAGAGAAGAUAUUGUAACUAGGCAAGAUGAUUCCAGUUCGGUUCAGACAUUUGAAUAUCCAUCAAAGAAAAUACCGAUCUUUUCUCCAAUUCCACAAACUCAGCGAUGUUUGUUCCCUGGGGAGACAUUUGAUAAUUACUUGUAUUCUAUUUCGGACCUUAAGAAAAAAAUAAUAGAAACACAAAUUCUUGGUCUAUGUAAAGACAUGAUGGAAAAUCAUCAAAGUCUAUUUGCCGUUCAAAGUAAGUUCAUUGUAGACGAUCACAAGUCUUUGGGUUUCAUCAGGAGUUGUGAAUUUUGUAAAUCCCAACCAAACUUUGUGAAUUUUGUAGAUAGUCUGUGUAAAUCUUUGAUGUCACCUGGCGCUGAAGAUAAUCCAUUCUAUCAUCAGAAAUCUAUGUAUGAUUUCCAGAGAAUAAAUGAUGAUCAUGCUGAUCAGAAAGCUUUAACGGACUCUGAUGAGGAGAUAUACAAUAAUUCCCAAACACGCAGCAAUAAAGAAGAAGAAGUUGAAUUGCAUUCAAGUGAAGGACUUUCUGCAAUCUCGACAGUUAAAAAAACUAUUCUGACUAGUCAUACGAGUUGUCCAGUGCUCAAGUCGCAGAACUCUUUCAAGUACUUGUACCAAUCAGACUCAAGUGGAGUAACUAACGAAAAAGAUGUGUUAAAAAGGAUCGAGCGACCUAUGAAUGCUAUUCUAGGAUUCUCUUUGAGAAGCGACACAUACUUGUAUAAGUAUCCAGAAACCGUUACGAAGUUGUGCCGUGAAAAUGUGAUCGAAUCGCCUAGUUCGGAAGAAAGUGGCUAUGGCAGCACAUCGAAAAACAGCUCGAGUUUCGCGAAUUUCUUCAAAAGACCGAAAAUUGCCGCCUUACUUCAACCACAGAGUGACCUGGUAUUAUGUGACAACAAAUGGGGCUCUCCUGCUGAAUCGUCCACUUACCUGAGAAUGAUGAAAAAAUGCCAGGAGUAUGCUCAGAAAGUGAUAGUACACAGCCAAGUGAACAUUGAUGCUCAUGAAGUUUAUGAAGAAAUACCUCUGCACAUGUUACUUUCUAAAAUGAACAGACCUAACGCGAAGUUGUUCGGAAGUGAACCAUAUUUUGACAAGAAGAAGAUGCAGCAAAGCUAUAGUCAACCAAUCAUGAAGUACGAUUGCCUACCUGAUUUUGAUAAUUUUUCUGAUCUGAAGGCCAAAAACGAAUUGUUCAGUGAUAAUCAGAAGGGCAACAAUGAAAUAUCUUUGAUAUAUGAGAAACCAGAUGAAAUGGUUCGAGAGAAAGAAGGAGAUGUUGAUGCAGUGGAAUAUUCAAAGUCGUUCCGAUGUCUUGCGCUUACACCCUCUUUAGAGACUGUUGUAUCAAUGACAGAUCCAAAUGUGGAUGAGGAAUUCGCUCAGAAAAUACUUAUGUCCGAGUUUGUCAUCAGUAAUAUAAAUUUGUGCGGGAGUUAUAUAACUGUAAUUGAAUCCACUGAUGAUGAAAAUGUGAAAUCGUCGUUAGUUGAAGAAAAUAACAAAACGAAAUAUGAAGCAAUAUUCUGCUAUAAUACUUAUAAUCCAGUUAAAUUGAAGAGAAUGGUAGCCAAAAAGUUCUUCGAGAAUCUCCUGGAAGUAUAUGAAAAAGAAAAUGUUUUCAGCUCAGCACUUAUGGAAAACAACGAUUUUUUUGAAAAUGAUUUGUUGUCUUCAGUAUAUUCCAAUAAGAAGGCUCAGAGACGGUUGAAAGAAAAAAUGCCAAAGUACUCUGUUGGUAAUCGGAUGAUCAGGUUCUUUGCUAAGAAAAUCUUCAAUUCUCAUAGCUCUCGUUAUCACAACACGCUUGAUGAACCUGCUGAGAAAGAAACACAGACUGCCAAAAAAGUUAAUUUUGAAAAUGAAAUAACUGCACAAGUGAAGCAAGCAUUUCAUGACAUGUUCGUGGAUGCGACGGUGGAAGCAAGAAAAAAUCACCGGAAAUUAUCGAACAAUGAUCUGAAAUUGAUAGGAACAUUCGUUUGUAAAUAUAGGAUUGGUUUGUUGUCACAUACCGAGUUGAUAGCUUCACACAUUGGCAGAGGUUUCUUCGAAACGGACUGUCAGUUGAAAGGCGCGGUGAUGUAUUUAAUGAAAAACGUUGACGUUGAUCUUGUAGAGUUCGAGAAAUAUUGUGAAAAAUGUCAUGAAAAUUCAUAAUGUAAUAAUAUACAUGGUCCUUAUGGUAUUGCAUAUUUUAUUUACAUAAAGUGAACAUAGAUAAUUCAGAUUCAGGUAACAACGUUCCAUGGCUUGAAACUUCCAGGCUCAGGUUCUUCCAACUGCAAAAAGAAAGUUUCGUUAAUUUCUCCAAUGAGGAAUAAAAACCUAACUGCAGUAUCUGGGUGUAAUAUUUUCCAUAGAUAUUGCAUGUAGAAAGAGAAUUUAGACAAGUUCACCUCUAUUUUGAGCAAUCACUGAAGAGCAUAGUUAUUUUUGUACUAAUGUGUUAUAUAAAGGCAAACUGAACAGAAAAACGCUCCAGGCCAUGGAGUAGUUAUUUAUUAUCUGAUUUUGAUGAACCAAAAAGCAAAUCGAAUUGAAUUUUAUUUUCCAAUUCAACCCUAUGUCAUUUUUUUAAAUGGUAAGACAUUUUUUUCAAAUUGCUUCUGGUAUUAUAUAUUUUUUCUGAAUUCAGUAUGAUGUAUAACAAGUUCACUUUCGUGUUUUUUAUUAUUGAGCAAUAUUUGUUAGUUUCCUGAAAUAUUUUUGUUUCCUUUUGUGUGUUGGGAACGGGAGCAGAUUGUUUAUCGAAACGUUGAAAGAUUUGUGACAUUUAAUAUUUUUCAUUAUACCUUUAUUAUUUUCUUCAACAAUUUUUUUUUCAAACAAGGUGUCAGUGACUAUCAAUCAAAUGUUUCUCUUAGGUUCCUCAUAGUGAAAUUUCAAGCGCAGUAAGUAUGAAUAUUGAAUACUAAUAUUGUUAUUUACAUAGUGACGCAGAGAAAAAAUCCCAAAAAUCUAGAUAAAUAAAAACAUAUUCUACCUCCUCGAUUGACCUAAAGGCAAUGUUUUUCCUCGUAGUAUUGGAAAAGUAAUUUAAUUUGCUUUUUUGUUCAUCAGAUCAUUAGAAUCGGACAAUAAAUAACAGCGCUUUAUUUGGAUAGAGGUGUUUUUUGACAGUCAGCCUGUAAACAAUAGUUAUUUGUUUUACUAGGCAGAAAAGUACAAGAUUUAAUGCCGCGGCUGGCGUUUCUAGGCGUAAGAGAAGCUAGGAAAUCAGCCAAGGCAUUACAUCUUCUUUUCUGCCAUGUGAAACAUAUAAUUUUUUCUUCAAAUUCUUUCCAAUUUCACGCAAAGUCCAAAUAAUCCAUCAUUUUUUGUUCACCCAGAGUCAUUGUCAAUUUUGGUUACCAAUUUGAUACAAACAACUUGGAACGUUGCAUAGCAACAAAAUUUUCCUGCCUAGGCAGUAGAAGUACACCUGCCUGUUAAGUGUCAUUAAAAAUCCACUUUUAAUGACAUUUGGAGAAAAUAGUAGAUUGUUUUAUUAGGAUCAAAAGUGACACUUUGUUUGACAAGCGAAUUUUGCAUUUGCGAGGCGGAGCGUUUAGCGAAGCCGAGCGGAAGCAAAAUUUGCGAGUCGAUGAAAUGCGUAUUCAAUUUUCUGAGAAAAAUGAGAUUUAAUCAGAUAAAAUUUUUGAAAGAACGAUGAUUCCUCGACAUUUGAAACACUUUGUAUAAUAGUAUAUAUAUAUGGUAAAAUAUGUUCGAAAUGUAUGCAAUGCAACAAAUAUUGACAAAUGUCAAAUAAUCCAUGUGGUGAGAAUAUUCUACCUGCAUUAACAGCAGGUUAGGUUUUCUAGGAUGUUCGAAUUGCAGUUUCAAUAUAAAUACAACCACAGAGUGACAUAUUUGUGUAUGGACCAGGUGCUCUAAUGGCAAAUACCGCGCCAG
Molecule: messenger RNA, 8309 nt
Organism: Phaedon cochleariae (mustard beetle)
Lineage: Eukaryota; Metazoa; Arthropoda; Insecta; Coleoptera; Chrysomelidae
Source: the annotation of a GenBank genome assembly